This is a messenger RNA of Carassius gibelio (silver crucian carp), 2186 nucleotides long. RefSeq names its product melanophilin b (gene mlphb). The transcript is spliced from 15 exons. NCBI's taxonomy places the organism in Eukaryota, Metazoa, Chordata, Actinopteri, Cypriniformes, Cyprinidae. Gene Ontology annotation, cellular component: cortical actin cytoskeleton. Gene Ontology annotation, molecular function: small GTPase binding; myosin binding; actin binding. The record is from RefSeq and is a predicted model, not a curated record. Gene Ontology annotation, biological process: intracellular protein transport. Bases 134 to 1807 code for a protein of 557 amino acids.
ACCAUUAACUGGACAUGUGAUAAACACAGCAGUUUGAUUUUCUGCAUGAAAAUGGUCAGCUGAAAUCCCACGGGACUACCACAGGCUGCUGAAUCAAGACCAGGCUUCCUCAUUCUACCGGAUAAAAUUUAAGAUGAUGCCCAACAGCAGUAAUGGGAAGAAUUUGGAUCUCUCCAGACUGACAGAUGAUGAAGCCAAGCAUGUCUGGCAGGUGAUCCAGAGAGAUUUUCACCUGCGAAAGAAAGAAGAGAAUAGACUAGGGCAACUCAAGACCAAAAUAAUGAAAGAGGACACCAAGAGAGAGCUGCUGGAAUAUCAACCGAAGCUCAGUGAUUCUCUCUGUAUCCGCUGUCUGCAGCCCUUCAAAUUCCUUGUCAACAGCAAGCGCCAGUGUCUGGACUGCAAACUAUUUGUCUGCAAGUCUUGCAGCCGUUUUAAUAAAAAGGAUCACGGCUGGGUUUGUGAUCCAUGCCACAUGGCCAGAAUCCUUAAGAUUGGGACUCUGGAAUGGUUCCAUGAGAAUGUACGCUCUCGUUUCAAGCGUUUUGGCAGUGCAAAGGUCAUGAAUUCACUUUUCAAAAGGCUGAACAGUGACCGUGCCUGUUCUCAAACUGACCUCAGAGAGCCUCGAGAUGAUGACACGCACAGCAUGCCUGAAGUUCACACUGGUUCUCUUUAUAGUCAGGAAGAUGAGCAGUCUGAGAGGGCAGAUAGACACCACUUCAGCCUGAUGAGAAAAGGCAGGCGGCUACUUCCUGUUGAUCCUCUUGAUUUUAAUCUUGGUGUUGAGAACUCUGCUUAUUCUCGACCUCCCAUACUUCUGUAUUCAGGUAGCCAAGAGAAAGUUGCCCAGAGUAAGGACUCAGUAACUGAAGAUGACUGGUCCUCAACCAUUAAGCAGAUCCUGGAGAAUGGAACUCAUGAUAGAGCUGAAGAGAUGAAGGACAUGUUGCAAAUCAGCCAGAGAAGUCUGGACAAACCCUCUCAUUUUGAUGACUGUACGACAAAAUGUCGUUCCCUCUCUAAGAUGAGCAUCUCUUCAGCUGGCAGCUCCAGUUAUCACCUCCACCGCGAGCCUUCUUACAGCCUUGAAGAUUCAGAGGAUGAUGAUGAAUCUGAGAUACAUGUCUUUUAUAGUCCCGCCACACAUAGGGAGCACUCACCAGAUGAGGUUCCUCCACAGAUUAUUGAGCUCAACAAGCGUAUGUCAGCAAUUGAGACUCUUCUGAGCCGUUUGGAGCAGAAACUGACCUUACCUGUAAUGGGGACAGAACAAGUUGAGCAGAAAGAGGAUGAUCUGUCUCCAGCUGACUUAGAGGAGCUAGAGCUCAGGAAAAAGCUUGUUGAACUUACUGAAAAAAUAAGUGACAAAGGCUCGUCUGAUGAGGAGGAUGUAAUGAAACCUUCAGAGGCCUCUCCAAAGAAAGGGGCAGUUUAUUAUGCUCCAGCUAUGAGAGGAGAUUCAGCUGGACUUGGGCAUGUCAGACACCCAUGGCCUCUUGAGGUUGAGUGGAAAGCAAAGCCAACUGUACCUAAACCUUUAAAGAAGCAGAAGAGGGUGAGGUCCUUUGAGUUUAGCAACACAACCAGCUGUGAGCUGUCGCAACUGGAGGGUAAAGUUGCACAGGCAGUGGCCAGCGUCCAGAGCACUCAAAGUGGAGUUACAGAUAUUCAGAAAAGAAUCGCUGCUUUGAGUGCUGCAGGGAUGAAGGUGGAGACGUCCCACAGACAGCCAUCAAGAACAUUGCAUGAAUUACCACUUAGAGGCAGCAAUGAAGCAAGAUCUUUACGGAAGCUGGUGAUGUGAAGCAACUUCAGCAAGCUAGCGCUCUUCCACAUAUUUCACAUUCACAAGUCCAUGAUGGCAUACACAUAUAAGGCAUAUUUCUUAUGUUAAUGAAAUCAGCUCCAAGGCUUUGUGGUAUUCCCAUUUUAAUAAUAUAUAAUUAAUACUUGCUUUAAUCUUUCAGUAUAUGAGUGUCAGAUUAUCCUGAAAAAAUGAGAGUCUCACAAUGUAGCAUGUGCUUUUUUUUUUUUUUUUUUUUUUUUAGAACAGAAGAUUUCUAUUAUGCACACAAUAUACAUUUUUGUCUACAUUUCACCUAUUAACUGCUGUUGUUUUGAUAAAAACUCAAUAUUUAUACCAUUAUAUAGUUUUUAUUAUCUUGAAUAAAUAUCUUAAACUA